AUGCGAUCGGAACGUUACAACGGUGGUGCAACCUCGUCGCCAAAGCGAAGGAUGCACGUAGUAGGCAAUGGGAAAACACAUCAACAGCAUCAUGUACAUCCAAAUCAUCGACAGCAUCACCAUAGCCAACACGCGGCAGGUAGCAUUCACCGAGAAACGGACGCGGACUUACCAACCAUGACCGAACUACCACCAUCCAGCGGAUCCUUUCUACACAUAUCAAUCAUCAAGCUGGCCAUUGGGAGCCGUCUGUUCGUGAUAGUGCUACAGCUCGUCGCUAACUUACUGCUGCCGGAUCACGAAGCGGGAGUGUUUGUGGCACCGCACGAUAAAGACGCGCCCGAACGACCGCUAGAUGCCGUGGUACGCUUCACACUGGGCGGGCUGAACCGCUGGGAUGGACAAUACUUUCUGCACAUUGCCGAGCAUGGCUACACGUACGAAAAUGCGCUCGCUUUCUUCCCACUGUUUCCGUUCAUACUGAAGAUAGUGAGCAGUGCGCUGAGUAGCUACGAAGUGGUCACGUUCGUCAGCUACCGGGAGCUUUCGCUGCUGUUGGCGGUACUGCUGAAUGUGGUCUGCUUUGCCGGUGCGGCCAAAGCGCUCUACCGACUUAGCAAGCACGUGCUCGGCAGCCAGAAGAAGGCGGAAAUAGCGGUCCUGCUGUUCUGUUUCAAUCCCGCCUCCAUCUUUUUUACCGCGCCGUACACCGAAAGUCUGUACGCGUGGCUUUCCUUCGCCGUAAUGUACCAGUGCAUGGAGGACGUGACGUCGAUCUUUCUGACCAUCCCGCUAAGCCUUUCGAUCCUGUGCCGUUCGAACGGUAUGUUCAACAUCGGUUUCGUGCUUUACUUCGUCGUACGUCGUAUCGUCGCCCAGUACAACUUUCACAACAUUAUUUGCAUCUGCUCGCGGCUCUUCUCGAUGCUGAUCAUCGUGCUGUUUCACUACGGCAUCGCCCAGGUGUACAACUACUACCUGUUUUGCUUCGUGCAGAAGUUUAACUUCCCUGACCAUGUGCGCGAGUAUGCGGUGGAGCACGGACUCGUACUAGCCGGCAAUAAAACGGACGAUUCGUCACCUUGGUGCACGAAUUUGCUGCCCCUGUCGUAUUCGUACGUGCAGAGCCAAUACUGGAACGUGGGCUUUCUGCGCUACUACGAGCUGAAACAGCUGCCAAACUUCCUGCUGGCACUGCCGGCCAUUUAUCUCGUGCUGAGCAACUCGUACCAGUACCUUUGCGAACAUUGGGAUUACGCCGUACGCUUAGGUUUGUUCCGGCUGACCAAGAAGCAGCACAAACUGAUGCGCCCAUACGACCGGUUUGCCCUGGUGUUCGUGAUCCAUGCGCUCGUACUGACCAUCUUUUCGUUGCUGUUCGUUCACGUGCAAGUUACCACUCGGCUGCUGUGCGCUGCCAGUCCGGUACUGUACUGGUAUACGGCCGAAUAUUUUACCGGCGAACGAGCGUUUAUUAAGCGGCAAGUGAUCCGGAAGCUUUCGAAGCAGGUCAAGGAUGGGGAAGAAAACAGCUGCACCCACGUGCUGAAUCACAUCGAGUUGAGCGAUCUGCUUGACUUUCGCUGGAUGAAUGGACGGCAGCAAGCAAUUCUGGUGUACUUUUUCGGGUACACCGUGGUGGGAACGGUGCUGUUUAGCAACUUCUAUCCAUGGACCUAG
Messenger RNA from Anopheles marshallii, 1680 nucleotides. It is a transcript of the gene PIG-V, whose product is annotated as GPI mannosyltransferase 2. Gene Ontology annotation, molecular function: alpha-1,6-mannosyltransferase activity; GPI mannosyltransferase activity. The transcript has a single exon. The coding region runs from base 1 to 1680 and encodes 559 amino acids. Gene Ontology annotation, cellular component: endoplasmic reticulum membrane; mannosyltransferase complex. The record is from RefSeq and is a predicted model, not a curated record. NCBI's taxonomy places the organism in Eukaryota, Metazoa, Arthropoda, Insecta, Diptera, Culicidae. Gene Ontology annotation, biological process: GPI anchor biosynthetic process.